Messenger RNA from Girardinichthys multiradiatus, 6260 nucleotides. RefSeq names its product ral guanine nucleotide dissociation stimulator-like 1. Gene Ontology annotation, molecular function: guanyl-nucleotide exchange factor activity. Lineage: Eukaryota; Metazoa; Chordata; Actinopteri; Cyprinodontiformes; Goodeidae. The coding region runs from base 1673 to 3919 and encodes 748 amino acids. The transcript is spliced from 17 exons. The record is from RefSeq and is a predicted model, not a curated record. Gene Ontology annotation, cellular component: plasma membrane. Gene Ontology annotation, biological process: positive regulation of GTPase activity; Ras protein signal transduction.
UGUCAUCGAUAGAAAGAGAACAUGAAAUUAUUGGCAGCAAUAGCUCAGCCCCCUUGAGGAGGUUCCACUGCUAAACAGAAACACCAGGCGAGGUGUUACCUUUCUAAAGACAAAAACAAAGAGAGAGCAUAAAGUUAAUGGGAGCAACAAUUUUACAAAGUGCAUAAUCAGAGAGUAGUAGGAGAAAGUAGAAGAGUGAGAAAAGGUGAUCAUUAUAUCCUUCAGCACCCUAGAGGCUCUCAAAGAGUUGGGUGAAAUGUGAGCAGCGCAGACUGCAUGCACACUAGCUCACGGACAGUUUGAGAUUUCAUAGCCAGUGUACCAAUUUAUUACAUUGCCCACACUUCCUGCUAUGGCGUCAUCAGUGGGAGGAAGAAGGAAGACCAGGAGGAGCUAAUUUGCCAUUUUUCUGUGGGAAGACUAAAUAAAAAGGAGGUAUACAAGGUCAUUAAACCAGACUAGGGAGGAAGAAGUGGAAUACACCCGUCAGUGCGGCACAAAGAGUGGCAGUGACACUGUGUGACCUUGCGACUGUUUUCCCGGAGCAGUGUGUUCCAUAUAAAACAGUUCGAAGCAAAUAUUUUUUUCCACCGAAAAAUUUAUUGUCCGUCACACAUGUCAAAAAUUAGCUUUGUGCGGACGUGUCCGGCAGAAGUCCACUUUGAGUCCGUCUGCCUCAAGUAUGCGUGGACACCCACAUAGUCAAGUAUUCCUCGACUCUGUUUGAGCCUGAAGCCUACAGUAGCAUAACUACAGAGAUACCUCAGGAUAACCUAAGUCACCCUAACUAUAAGCUUUAUCAAAAAGUAAAAUUUUAAGUUUUAAGCCUAGUCUUAAAAGUAGACAGGGUGUCUGCUUCACAGACCAAAAAUGGGAGCUGGUUCCACAGGGGAGGAAACAAAUGACUAAAAAAUAUGUCUCCCAUUUUACUUCUAGAGACUCUAGGAACCACAUGUAAACCUGCAGUUUUAGAGCGAAGUGCUCCAUUAGGAACAUGUGAAACAAUCAGGUCUCUGUUGUAAGAUGGAGCUUAAUUAUUAAGAGCUUUAUGUGGGAAGGAGAAUUUUAAAUUCUAUUCCAGAGUUAAAAAGGAGACCUCAAAGAAAAUAACUUUUUAGUCUUCACCAGAACUAAGCAAAAAAAGCUAAAGAGUUAUAUUAUAGUACUAUAAAACAAUCAACACCUAAGUAGUAAGUACAUGAAUAAAAUAAUGGUUACAUUUUGAUGCACAUACAGACGCACACAGGCAAACUGAGACACGCUUCCCCUCAGGCCCGGAGAGUCGCCUCCCACAUAAGGACGAACACUGGUUUCUCCCACGUCUCCUGUCUCAGUGGAGAGCCCUCAGCGGGUAUCGGUGCUGUCAGACCGCCACAAUCUUCUCUCCUCAGCUCAGACAGGCUGGGACAGCACAAAAAACUCCGGACAACCAGCCCGACUCGUUUAUAGAAAGCAGCAAAAUGUAGUAAAAUCCCUCUUUAACAUUUUAAUACAGGUGCGUGCGUGAAGGUAGCUCACGACAAGAGAAAUUUGAUACAAAUGUUUUCGGUUUCAAAUUGUUGGAAAAAGCAGCCUUCAUCAACUGACUUCUCUGCCUCGCAAGUUGGAAGUUAACUUUCCCUGGAGUUGCUGUCAAGAUGGAGAGCCGCACUUCUUAAGUCGAGUAGACGAGAUGGGAAAAUGGGAGCUGACCAUGAAUCCAGUGCAGGAGUGGGGUGAGGAGAAAGAGGAUGGCGCCGUGUAUGGGAUCACACUGCGCCGGGAGCCCGUCCCCUCCUCGCCCAACCCAGGCGAGAUGAGCCCCUCCUCCGGUUUUGUCCAGUACCGGACCUGCAAGGUGCGGCGUCUAAAGGCCGCCACCUUGGACCUGCUCGUAAGUCACCUCCUGGACAACAGCAGCCAGGAGCCAGACUAUAGCAGGAUCUUCCUCUCCACGUACAGGACCUACACUAGCAGCACAACGCUGAUAGAGCUGCUCUUCCAGAGGGACAGCGCCUCUUCAGACGUGGACAACACUGAUUACUCCAGGAGCCCUCUGUUGACCUUUGUCCAGACAUGGUUGGACGAGUACAGCGAGGACUUCAGGGACCCUCCACUGCACCCAGCUCUCUGCCUACUGCUGGAUCACCUAAGGAUCUGCUCGGCCGUGCAUGACGGCAUACGCAGCCAGCCGAACUUCUGCUCUCUGGCCGGACAAACUGAGGAGCUGCUCAAAAAGUUCCAGAAAGAAGAAGGAGUGUCAUCAAAUAGCUGUUCUAGUCUUGAGCAAGUUGAGGAGGAGUCUGCUAGUCAGGAUUCAGGAUGUGAAAACCCUCUGGAUCACGGCAGCAUUAUGGAUUUCUCUGCCAUAGCCAUUGCUGAGCAGCUCACUCUGAUGGACUCUGCCCUGUUUGUCAAAGUGGUGCCCUACCAGUGUCUGGGCUGUGUGUGGUCCCAGAGAGACAAGAAGGAAAACAUGUCUCCCACCAUCCGAGCCACCAUUACGCAGUUUAACGCUGUGACCAACAGGGUUAUCAUGUCGCUGCUCUCCCAGCCUGCAGAACCCACCAACAGCUCCUCCUGGAUGCCACCUACAACUCCGGCCCAGAGGGCUCGCAUCAUUGAAAGGUGGAUCAAAGUGGCGCAGGAAUGUCAUCGCUUGAAGAACUUCUCCUCCCUCAAGGCGAUCCUUUCUGCCCUGCAUUCAAAUGCUGUUUACAGGCUGAGGAAGACCUGGGCAGCAGUUAGCAGAGACAGCAUGGCCACGCUGGAUAAUCUCUGGGAGACAUUACCUGAUGAGAACUGUGUUCUGACCAACAGGGAGCUCCUGGUGGAGGAUGGAGGCCAAGCGAACAUGGAUAAUGUUUCUCCAAAGUUAACGAAGAAGUGUCAACUCCCCAGGCAGAUGAGUACCUCCAGCGGAGUGGUUCCAUACCUGGGCGCCUACCUGACCGUCCUCACCAUGCUGGACACGGCUCUACCAGACACCACAGAGGGUGGACUUAUAAACUUUGAGAAGAGGAGGAGGGAGUUUGACGUCCUGUCACAGAUCCGUUUGCUGCAGGCGUCCUGUUCCCAGUACAACCUACCCAAUCAUCCCAAAAUCGCUGCUUGGCUGCAUGGGCACAAACUGCUCACAGAUCAGGAGAGCUACGAAAUGUCGAGACAGCUCGAGCCUCCAGUGGACACUUGUUCACCGACGUCGUGGAGUAACCGCUCUCUCACGAAGAAACUCUCUUUGUUUCGGUCAGUGAGCGAGACGUCUAAGAAACUCCCUGCUGACCAGAUCAGCGUGUCGUCUUCUGGAUCCAGUGGAUCUGAGAUGGAAGAUCUUUCUUCUCUAAACUCAACCUGUUCCAUCAAGCUACAGUCCUUCCAUAGCUCCUACAACAAUGUAUCCGAGGAUUUCUCCUCCUCAUCAUCCUCCCCCUGCCCCUCGGCAACUUCCUCUUUAGAGUGUCCCUCUCCCUGUGGUUCCUCCUCCGACUGCAGCACUGAGCUCUGCUCUACAGACUUGGGCAGCGCCGGCACCUCCCGACGUAACCCUCAUCUGGCCUCCCAUCACAAACGCUCCAUUUCCAUGACAGCCCUGCCCAUGUAUAACCACCAGGGGUCUGACUCUUGCAUCAUCAGGGUCAGUGUGGACCUGGGCCACAACAACGGCAACAUGUACAAAAGCAUUCUGCUGACCAGCCAGGAUAAAACUGCUCAGGUGAUACAGAGGGCUUUGGAGAAGCAUUACCUCGAGCACCUGAACCCCCAGGAUUUCACCCUGUCACAGAUCAUCUCACAGCAGAAAGAGUUGCUCGUACCAGACAAAGCCAACGUCUUCUAUGCUAUGUCCACAACAGCAAAUUUUGACUUUGUCCUGCGCAAGUACCGCAAAUGCCAGAAGAAACCGCUAAGACCAACCACUAAUCUUGGUCUGUUCACAAAGUGAGGCAUCUAUCUGCAAGAAGAGCUGAACUGAUUGGAUAUUCCUGGAAAAAGGGCUUCAACUCAUAAAGAUGCAUCCUGCUUCAUGGUUUGUUGGUUUGUACCAAAAGGGUUAAAAACAGUAUGUGUUUAAGGCAGCAUGCAAGAUUUAGAAGAAGCACUUUAUUGACGGAACCUGAAACUCUCUCAUCAAAUUAUUUCCUGUUAGAAGAUCAGCUGAAGGGUGUGAACAGGCUUUGCCUACAGGGCUUUGCUGUUAACCCUGAUUUAAUCUGACUGCCAGUUCUGACGAAGACAUUCAGGGACGCAUCCUUCUCCGAGCAGCACGUGCCAACACAUUUACACGAACAUAUAGAAAUUAUUAUGCAUUUCCCAACCCAGUGUGUCGUCGUUGAUCAACUGAGGGGAGUUUAAAGGGAUCAGGACAUAAACCCAUGAUGGGUUAAAAGGCCUGGCAUUAUUCAGUGUCGCUGGGUCGGAGCCAUCUGAAAGGUGUGUGGAGGAUGUUCUUCCAGGGGUCCUCAUGUACCCAGAAACCUCUGGAUACGCUCCUCUCGCGCUUCUAUGAGACGACUGGAAGGAUGGCAUUCCUGUGCCUGGCUCAUGACGGCAGCAGCAGCACAAUGACAUUCUGGAGCUGAUGUACUAGAUCUGUGCAACAACAUGUAAAACAAAAGGGUGUCUUAUCUGUGUGUUUUUUUGUGUUAGUUUGUGUAGAUUUUUAAGAAUUUAAAUUUUAUAACAUACUGUAUUUAUUUUGUCUCCACUGUGUUUCACUUUAACUGCACCUUUGUUCGAUGAACACAUCUCAAUAACUCAUCACUUAAUUUAUCAAGAAAAAUGCUUGUUAAAAAAAAUCAUGACGCACUGUUUAAAAUGUUCCUGUUAAUGCUGGUGUUAUUUUAGAAAUGUCCUUAUGUUUUCUAAUGAAUGCGAAGAAUGCUUGAGAGACUGACACUGUAAGCCGUCUAUUUUAAACUGUACUAAACAAAACUGACCCAUUAAAUUAUGCUAAAGCAGCUAAACUCUAAAUUACCUUGAUGAAAUCUUUUGGAAAGUCCUGCCAGUUGCCGUGAACACGCUGAGAUGAAGUUAGAAUUUUCUGCUUUAGAGAGGAGAAGCAAUGAAGAACUGGAUCCCUUAAACACACUUUGUUAAAUCACAAGUUUCUUUUCUUUGAAAGUCUGGAAGUCGAGACGUUUUCCCAAGGGAAGUAAUGGCUGUUAUGGGAAGAGAGUGAACAGGCUUUUCUCUCACUUUCUCUUCCCACAGAAGCGUUUUUGUUUUUUCUAGAAAACUCACGGUUCUGCACAUGACCCCUGACACCACAACAUUUUUUUUCCCUGCUGUAAAACCACUUCAUAUCAUACUUGUCGUUAUGGAAGAUGUUUCAGAUGUAAAACACCAAAAGAGAACAAACAGUUUUUAAGUUAGAAUUCAAUAUGCAUUACCAGCAUGUAUUAAAAUGCCUUAGAAAAAAACACACUUUUCCAGUCUGGCUUCACUGUUUUGGUAUUUAUAGCAAAAUGUCAUUACAAAAAACAUACUUUCUACAACUUUGAAAAUUAACACACAUGACGAUUACUGCCUUACAAUUGUUGGCAUUUUAAUGAACAACAGACUGAGGUAUUGUUGUUUAAGCCCAGUGAUGUUUCAAACAUGCUGAUCUGGGUCUUUUUAUUAUUUGACUCAAACAGCAGCAGCAACCUGGUUGUGACAUGGAAAAUGAGUUUCAACUUGAUGCAUAGAUUAAAUCAAUAAUCAGGAUCAGUUUUCACAAUUUGAGACAACUGGUCAAAGUCAAACCUUUCAUUUCACAGCGCCAUUUUGAAGUUCUAAUUAAUUUUUUUAAGUAGAACUCGUUUAGAUUAUUGCAAUGCUAUUUAUGCCAGUCUGAGUCAGUCACAUUUUUUAACUGAUACCAAAAAACACAUUGCUCCUGGAUUCUAGUUCCUUUUCGGAUUGAUUUUGAAGUUCUUUUAUUUGUUUUUCAAUGUUUACAUGGUCUUAAUCCCUUACUUUUAUACAGGUCAGCCGAUCAGUCACUGUUGGUUGGUCGUCCCAAAUUCAAAGAGGAGGUUGAGAGGUGCAUUUCCAGUCUUAGCUGCCUUUGCAAAUCAGACUGGCCAACCCCCUGUUUAUAAAUCUUCUCUUAAAGCCCCUUUUUUCCCUAAGGCUUUAAACUCAGUUUGAGGUGUUGCCUUUUGUUGUUUUAUUAACUAGUCAUAAAUGUUACUGUUUUUAUGAUUACUAGAACUAUGUAUUUUGUGAUGUUUGCACUUUGGUCAGCGGUGUUGUUUUUAAAGUGCUAAAUAAAUAGUUAUUCUUAAAGUGGAAUAUAAAAA